CUACUGUAUCAAUCUGCUACCUGACUUGGUAGAUCUUCAGAGCACAAGUUAACUGCCCUCAUGGUAUGUUGCCUGAGUGUAGACGCAACCUGCUGAGUGCAAUUUCAAUUCCGCCAAGGAUUUGCCUAAUCUUUAGCAUUCUCACCAUUGAAGCCGGAGAGGCACCACACAAGCUUCUACCACAUUCGCCGAGGUGUCUCGACUAUCGAUUAACUUUCCUAGAGUGUCAGGGGGGCUAAGUAAGCUUUCCUGAAGACGCGCAUGGGAGUCGUUGGCGGCAUGGCAGGCGGAGAGAUUCUUCGCUCCUUCUUUGGGGGUCCGGUCUCAACACGCGCAGUUUGCGCGGUCGCGGUGCCUAAGGACCCGGAGCCAGAGCCCAUCCCCACAACCAACCGGGCCCGCGACAAGUCCUCAUCGGGCGCCGCACCAAGCAAAAGCGCGCCCCCUCCAAAGCCGCCGAAACCAGUAGAUCCAAAGGUCGUGCGUAAGAAGCAGCUUCAGGAGGACUUGGACCUUUUCGAGGACCUCACCUCAGAUGGCCCCGCAAAGAUGCCCAAGCCCAAGCCCAAACCCACAGGCAACCCAGACGCCGCCGCAGGCCCAGGGCCUAGCUCCGCACGAAAGCAGCUCGCAAGCACCGGCACUAAAGCUGCUGCUGCUGCUGCCAACGGUAGCAGCCACAGGCCCUCAUCAGCACCCCCCUCGGCAGCAGCAGCCCCUGCACGCGGCAAAUCCCCCGCCCCAUCUGCAGCAGCAGCAGCAGCAGCCGGCUCCUCCAAACCCGGCUCCUCCUCAGCCGGGGCUCCCCACCGUCAAUCCCAACCUCACCCCUCACAACCAAGUCAACGAGGGCAACCGGGAGCUAAAGCACCCGCACGAUCCGGCCCGGGUCCCGGCGGCCCGGGUCCGGGCAGCACCCACGCCCUACCCAACCGAGCCGCAGCCCCAACCAACCACCAACGGCAAACAGCAGGGCCUGGCAAGCCUUCCGGGCACACGGGCGGCAAGUCCCUCGCAGCCCCGACUGCACCUGCUAACCGCGGAGCUGCUGGCAGCUCUGCCUCCGCGGGUGCUGGUCGUCCGCAGGGGGCUGCUGGAGGGGCUCGGCCCAUGGGAGGCACCGGUGCAGGGGGGCCGAACCAGGGGAGAGCACCUGCCGCAGGCGGGCUGGGUCGGGGAGGAGGUGGAGCACAGGGGACCGUGCGGCCCGGGGUGCAGCCGCAGCAGCAGCAGCU
Molecule: messenger RNA, 1235 nt
Organism: Astrephomene gubernaculifera
Lineage: Eukaryota; Viridiplantae; Chlorophyta; Chlorophyceae; Chlamydomonadales; Astrephomenaceae
Source: the annotation of a GenBank genome assembly